AUGUUGGCCGCCAUCCGCAAGAACCACACUCUUCACAGAGAACGUCAAGGGUCACCACCAAACAGCUUUCCGGUUCCAAUGGAAUCACCUCUCCUCAACCAGCUGUUCCGACAGCUUUUCAACCAUCGAACAUGUCAAUGCACAGCUCCGAGAUCCGUCCGGCGACUCAAUGGCGCGAGACGUGGCUUGCAACAAUACCAACACCAGACUCGCUCAUUCCUUAGCAGACGGGAGACAAGUUCAAAAAAGAAUGUUACAAACGAUGGGACCAUGUGGACGAAGCGGGACGAUUACCCCAGAGACCUGGAGCAGCAAUUGCGGACGUUUCCACUAGUGACGGCGAAGGACUUGCGAAGUAGGCGCGAAAGGCCGAGGCAGGUGAAAAUGCUGACGAGGGAGUUUAUCGAGGACAGCUUAUACAACCCCCAUUAUGGAUAUUUCUCCAAACACGCAACCAUCUUCCAUCCCGGCGAACCAUUCGAUUUCAGUCGCAUCGAAGACGGUCCUCACUUCCACCGCCUGCUAGGCGAGCGAUACACCGAAUUUGAAGACAAACUAGACGAGAUAAAUCCCGACAUUGCUCGGCAACUAUGGCACACGCCCACCGAACUGUUUCGACCGUACUACGGAGAGGCCAUUGCCCGAUAUCUAGUCACAAACUACCGCCUCUCACUGUACCCUUACCAUGAUCUGAUAAUCUACGAAAUGGGCGCCGGAAACGGAACACUAAUGUUGAAUAUCCUCGAUUUCAUCCGCGACUCUGAUCCCGAAGUCUACGCCCGCACAAAAUUCAAGAUCAUCGAAAUUUCCUCCUCGCUCGCAAAAGUCCAGAAAGAGAAUCUACAAGCCUCUCUCAGCGCGGGGGGUCAUACAGGACACGUCCAGAUCAUCAAUAAAUCCAUCUUUGACUGGAACGAAUACAUCCAUUCCCCUUGCUUUUUUCUUGCGUUGGAGGUGUUUGACAAUUUCUCUCACGACGCUAUUCGGUACGACUACGAGACCGAAAUGCCGCAGCAAGGCGGCGUCGUAAUCGACUCGGACGGCGAAUUCUGUGAAUACUACAACACAACCCUCGACCCACUCGCAUCUCGGUUUUUGAGGGCGAGACAAGCAGCAUCCCGCCGCCCGUUUCCCACUCCAUUACCAUCAAAGUUAGCGCGGAGUAUUCGCAGUUCAUUGCCAAUUGGUAAACGCGACUAUACACUCCCGGAAUACAUACCGACUCGGCUCAUGCAAUUCUUCGAUAUUUUGAGAGAUUAUUUCCCGGCUCAUAGGUUGGUCACGAGCGAUUUUAGUAGUUUGCCGGAUGCAGUGCCAGGACUCAAUGCGCCGGUUGUGCAGACGAGGUAUAAGCGGAGGACAGUGCCUGUGUCUACUCCUUUCGUCCACCAAGGCUACUUCGACAUCUUCUUCCCAACCGACUUCAACGUCGUCGAGGACCUGUACCGCGCCAUAACCGGAAAACUGACCUUCGUCUCCAGCCACCAGGAAUUCAUGGAGCGGUGGGCUUAUAUUGGGGAUACUGAGACGAGGAGUGGGGAGAAUCCGUUGUUGACGUGGUAUAAGAAUGCCAAGGUUUUGGCUACUGUAUAA
Messenger RNA from Talaromyces marneffei, 1593 nucleotides. RefSeq lists its product as uncharacterized. Bases 1 to 1593 code for a protein of 530 amino acids. The record is from RefSeq and is a predicted model, not a curated record. Gene Ontology annotation, molecular function: protein-arginine omega-N symmetric methyltransferase activity. NCBI's taxonomy places the organism in Eukaryota, Fungi, Ascomycota, Eurotiomycetes, Eurotiales, Trichocomaceae. Gene Ontology annotation, cellular component: mitochondrion. The transcript is spliced from 3 exons.